GAUUAAUGUCGUUUCAGUACGCAGUGCACAGCUGAUCAGUGGUCCCAACGGACGGUCGCCGCUUGUUCGUGUCUUAAAAUCUUCGAAAACGACUGAAAAGUUACUAUUAUCCGCGUGUCUGUACAGUGACAAUUGAAAUUUCACUUUUAAAUACGUGAAUAAAAUUGCGGCAUUUACAAAGUGUUUUUAUCAAGUGUUCGAAGUGAACGAUUACUGGUUUCUCGUUCGUUGGACAUUUCCAAUGGUUGCCGUCCGGUAGGCCUUGCCAGGAGGAUGGGGGCCCACGAUGGGGGAGUGCCAUUGCUCUAACAUCGCUAUCAUGCAGCUGUUCCAUGAGCUGAAGCAGCAGUUCCCUGCGCUCCCUGAUCACGUCGUUUCCCAGUGCAUCGCCCAGAACAGCCACGAUCGGGAGACAUGCGCGAGAAGUCUUCGCGCCACCCAAGAGUCACGACAGUCUCCGGGUGCAUUCCCACCGGCGGUACUUUGCGGCAUCCUCCAGCAGCAACAGCAUCAUCAACAACGAGCGAACCACGUGGCUGCGCAGCAGCAACGUUGCUGUUCGAUGAAUCAAGCGCAGCGCGGUUGCGGCACGAGCAACCCCCCCACCACCAACAACACGCGGCCGCACAGGCCGGCAUCACUGGACAUCGGUAUGGCGCGGCGUUGCCCUGUCGCCUGUACACGAGCAGCUGCCGUAUCAGCCUCCUCGCCGGUCGCGGCUAACUCGUCCACCACCCCUUCCUCGGCGCCUGCCGUCUGUACGACACGCGGUUUCUUCGACGAUUGCACAGGAGCCAGCGACUCGAAUUGCCUUAACAAAGUCCAGAACGCGGGAAACGAGCCAGCCGGAUUCGAGCUGAACGUGAACGUUGCCUGUAGCCCUGCUGGCAAUCGCGACUUUCGAACGGUGCCUACGAUUGGUGGUGCCUGUAAACGAAGUGAUCUGCUCCUCGAUCCACGGACUUACUAUGCCGAGCCAUUACUGAACGUGGUAAACACGGGGCCGCAGAUCGAUCACACGCGAAGCUACACCUCGGUUAGUCUGACGCUGAGGCCCCCAUCCUCGGAACCUCAACCACCGAUCGACAUCAGAUCACAGGGCUCGAGUCUCACUUACUCGAGCUCCUCUCUAGAUCCUCGGGGCUUUCAAAGUCGUCUUCAGAUCAGCAUUGGGGCGGGAGCCGUUGGCACUGUGGCGGCUGCGAGAAUCAGGCCUCCGAUGGGCCCCAAUAGGCCCAACAGUCUGAUACCGCCGGCGCAGACCGGUCCUCAAAGACCACCAGGUCUUCCAGCAGGGCCACCUAGUCAGUUGCCGAGGCCUACGACGACAAUGAGCGCCCCAACUACACCUUCCGUACCAUCGACAACGAACAUCGUCCCUUCCAUUAGCCUUCCAACGACUCCAUCGCCGUUGAAUCAAGUGGCGGAGCAUCAAAAGAAAUUGGUCGCAGAGCAGUUAGAAAGAAAAGAAAGACUCGCCAGGGAAUUGAGAGCCGAGAAAGGACGACUCGAAGCGAUGAAGAAAGAAUUACAAUCUCUCACGAGGCCUCUUGACUCUUCUAUGCCUCCUCAAGAAUUAAAAAAAAAAUUACGAAGCGAGAUCUAUCAGUUACAAGUUGAAUGCGAUAGACUCGCGGAUGAAGUAGAUCAAUGGUCAGAUCCAAGAGUACCUUUGGGUGAAACGAAUGAAAAAUUUUAUCAGCAUAUUUAUACUGGUCAACCUUUACCAUCGAGUUCUGUCAGUUCCAAUCCACCGCCUUUGCCAAGUCAACCACCCGCCUGGCAACCUGAACUACUAAGUGAUAACAAUACUGACAGAGAAGAACGAGACGGACCUUCUUGGGUCUGUAGAAUGUGCACGUUCGAUAAUCAUCCAUUGAUGAAUAAAUGCGAACAAUGCGAUAUGCCACGGUUGAUGGAUCAUGGAAACACAGGCGAGACUCAAGAUAUCCAUAUACGAGUUACACAUCAUCAUAACUUUUCCCCAAGUCGGACAGUGCAUAGUUGGGUGGUAUAACGUAAAUUACAUUGGAAACAUAAAAACUGUAAAUACAAUCACUAUUUAAAUUAAAUAAAAAGUUGCAGCCAACCUAUUAUAUAGCUGUACCCCGUUCCAA
Apis dorsata (giant honeybee) is the source of this 2117-nucleotide messenger RNA. It is a transcript of the gene Tab2, whose product is annotated as TGF-beta-activated kinase 1 and MAP3K7-binding protein 2. Bases 287 to 2017 code for a protein of 576 amino acids. Lineage: Eukaryota; Metazoa; Arthropoda; Insecta; Hymenoptera; Apidae. The record is from RefSeq and is a predicted model, not a curated record. The transcript has 11 exons. Gene Ontology annotation, molecular function: ubiquitin binding.